AUGGCCAAAAGCUCCAAAAAAUUGACUGGCAAUGCGACGAAGCCAAUCACUGACUUUUUUAAACCCAAGUCUUUGUCUCAGUCAUCCUCCCUGGCCACAGUUGCUUCCAACUCAACUGGACCUUCCUCAGAAGCAACCGUCAGUUCUAUAGCAUCCUCUCAGACCGUCUUAUCUCAGUCUAGUUCCUCAACACACCCGACUCGCGUCACUCACAUGCAGGUGAAGCUACAAAGUCACGUAUCUGAAGACACCACUUCUCUUCGGAAAGGCUUACCGUCCCCUACGAAGCCUAUGGUUCAAACGGUCGGCUCGUCAACCUCUUCUUUGAAACGUUCCCGUUCCCCGGACACGCAACCCCCAGGACUGAGCCCACUUCCAUUGAGGCGUUUUCAAAAACCACUUCCUGAGCCAUGUAAUUCGCCCGCAAGGCGCAAGGCAAAAUUUGACACAGAUUCUGAACGAGAGCAGGAUUCGGUAGUUCACGUCAAACGGAUGCAAACCCCUCAAUCUAAGAAGCGUCGCAUUUCUUCACCCGGACCUUCCUCCCUUCAUAGCUCAAGUAGCCUUGUCCCCAGCAGCCAAUCCGAUGAAGAAGAGCUGGCGCCUUCACGGUCCAAGGCUCGGAGCACAGAUGUCAAGGCGGUCGACCAUUGGAGGAAAGAGACCCUUCCCCAUUCUCCGGACGUCGACAGCGACGACGAUCGUGCUGCACAGACGGAAAUCGACCCCUUACUCUCUUCGUCCCCCCUAACUUCUAGAUUCACCUCACCGUUGACGGAGCCUGAGCAUGACACCAACCUUCAGCGCCCAACGCCUGCUUCCCCUUUCAGCCCCGGUUUCGGUCACAUCCCCACACCUCCAUAUACCGACCGUCAUUCAAAUGAUGCCCCUAUGCCGCCUUCGCCUAUUGCUCUUGAUCCCGCAACGAAGGCCGCUCAAAUCAUUGCGGAUAUCAAGGCCAGGGCCUACGCGGCGACGCUAUUAAGCCCCGAAAGUACUCCCUCUCUUGAGUUCAAGGAUGAAUUAUCGGAUAGUAGCGACGAUGAGAUGCUUCCGUUUGUCCCUGUGCCAGCGAAGGAAAAAAGUAAGACAAAACCCAGUGUUGAUAAUGUCGAUUCAACAAUCAUGACACGUCCCACUCGAUAUCCACUCCGAGAUCGCACCUCCUCGCCAGCCAUUGGAGAAGGGGAAUCACUUGAACAAAGCUCACGGGGAUUGCGCACCAUGCCCGCUGUAUUUUUCAAUGGAGCUCACAAGAAAGGGAAAGGAGCAGCCAAAAAGAAGCCUGCUUUCAACCCACUUGAUAAUUUUUUAAAGGAAAAAAGGCAAGCAGAGAAGGGCGGUAAAGGAGCUGAGGCCUUCCGUUGUGCUGAGAGCUUGGCCAGCAUGCAGGGGAAAAAUAAUUUAUUCGACGAAAUGGCCGAUGAGCAAGCUGAGAGCGCAGCCUUUCAGGCUGUGAAAGAACGUGAUCAAUGGCUCAACACCCCAUUGAGCCCCGAUAAUAGCUUCACUUCCCUCGGUGCUAUAACCCUGGUUGAAGAGGAUAGGCGAAGACUAUUCGGCGACAACGGCGGGAAGGCGAUUAUAGGUAUUUUGGAAAGUGAUAGGGUCUUGAAGGAUCAAGAACGCGCCCACAAAAAGUUCAAGGGAGUACCGUUUUGGACAACGCAAGACUCAGUGGGCAUGCUAGUUGAUGAAACCUUUCCGACUUUCCAGUAUGAAGGAAAAGAUAGCAUACUUCAGCUCUUUAAGUCUGCACUUGAUCGUGGAGGUACCUCGCACAAGCUUCACUCUUGCUUGACACCGGGUACAUCAGCCCUUUCUACGAGUGAUGCACCAAUCCAUGCAGCGGCGUUCCGUGCUCUGUUACGGUUAUAUUCUUCAAAACCAAAUCCCCCUUGUGGGGUCACACUCUCUUGCAUUUUAGGCGCUCUCCAUCGCUUAGGAGCCGUGUCCUCCCCGAUGUCUUCUAUAGGAUGGGCAACGGAGUCUUCCGUACACCCACCAUCGAUCGAUUCAACAAGUCGCGAGGGAGCACUGUAUCGUUUGGUAGAGCUAGUAGCUUCGUGUGCACGAUCUCAACAGCUAGUCGUGGAAGACAUUCCAGACCUGGUAGCAGCAUUGGUGUUACUAAUCGCUACCGACCCUUCCACCUCUCUGCCGCUACAACGAGAUAUCACAACAGUGAUAAACCAAAUUUGCAACAGCAUUGGCCCUGAGGGCGAGGUGUUCUCCGAGAUUGAAGCUCGCAUUUGUUCAAAGGUGUUAAAUUGCAUUUCAACGUGUCAGCCCAUAAACAUACCUGCUUUCCUUUUUGGCUGCCGGCACAGGUCGCUCCUUGCGAAUUGCCCGGCGCAGUAUUCCGAUCUACCUCCCAUUUCUGAAAUCCUCAAUGCUCUCUUGCUCACGAGCUCGGACCAGUCAGGCAUUUUCGAUCUCCACGAUGAGACUGAUUACGUCAACCUGGGAUUCUAUGUCUACAUUUUGAGUGUUGCCCUCUCGAACGUGAAGGGUUGGGCGCUUGAGGAGUGCGAGGAGUCGAGAUCAAAGCCUCUUGGUCGUCAUAGUCCAAACAAAUUGGGCUCGGGAGAAGACAAACCCAAAACACCAUUGCAAGUCCUCCUCUUGAGAGCCUGCAUUCGGGCAUCAGUGAUACCCGCGCUGCGCACCUGGACCGUUCUCGGACCAAGGCAGCUGUUAAGGCAUUGUCUGUGCGGAUAUAUUACCAACGUGAUGCCUGGAUAA
This is a messenger RNA of Laccaria bicolor S238N-H82, 2745 nucleotides long. RefSeq lists its product as uncharacterized. The record is from RefSeq and is a predicted model, not a curated record. Bases 1 to 2745 code for a protein of 914 amino acids. The transcript has 9 exons. NCBI's taxonomy places the organism in Eukaryota, Fungi, Basidiomycota, Agaricomycetes, Agaricales, Hydnangiaceae.